GGUUGUCUUGAAGAAAUGCUCUUCCUCUGGUCAGGAGGAGGCUGUGGAUGCCAUGGUCCAAUGUAAUGAGCUGCCAGUGACUGCUGGCUCCACUGAAGAAGCAGUGGAUGUGCCCCUAACUCAAGCACAUGCUUUCCCAGAGGACUUGGACCACAGUGCUUUGACCUCAUCUUUACAGAGCUGCAGAAACAAGCAAGACUUCAUUAGAGAAUCCCAUACCAGCCUGGGGCAACUGUGUCCUCCCUUGAAGCAUGAGUGUGCCCCACUUGUCCAUUUUUCUGGAGAUAGACAGUGUCUGGAGGACUCUCCUGAGGCUGCAGCAUCUCCUGGAUUAGACAUGCCAUCUUCAAAGCUGCCAAUAUCUUCCUCCAGCCCUGGAGGCCCUUCUAAGCCAAAGAAAUCUAAGAACAGCCAAGAAUUGCUAAAAGAGCAAGAACAGCUAUUAAAACGAGAACCACUUGUAUAUCAUCUAGACCUACUAGAACCUCUUCCUGCUGUCUCAGAAGACCUUCCUGAUGAUUUUUAUGAAGUCACAGUGGAUGAUGUACGGAAACGUUUGGCACAGCUGCAGAGCGAGAGGCAACACCUGGAAGAAGCCCCACUGAUGACAAGAUCUUUGAGGGAGGCUCAGCUGAAGGAAAAGUUGGAACGUUACCCGAAGGUGGUGUUGAGAGUACAUUUUCCAGACCGUCAUAUUCUGCAAGGGUUCUUCCGUCCUACUGAAACUGUUGGUGUUUUGAGAGACUUUGUAAGAAGCCACCUUGCAGAUGCAGAUUUGCCAUUCUACUUGUUUAUUGCACCUCCCAGAAUCGUCUUGAAUGAUGAAAGUUUGACGCUGUUUGAGGUAAGGACUCAUGCUUAUACUUUGUUAUUCUUCCUCUGACAUGCUGUUUCUUCCACCCAUCCCAACGUACCUUAAUUGGUUUUAAAAGAAGCUGUUUAAUGUCACCAUCCCUGUAGAUUUUUGCUUAGCCAAGACUAAUGGAACCAGGUGUUUUAAAGCAUGAGCUCUUCACCAGAAGAGGUCCACCUUGUGCAGCAAUACGUAGUGUCAUGAUGAGGAGGGUGAGGGGGUCAUAUUAUUGUAUACGUCGACUCUGUGCCCUGUGGAGCCUGCACCAUAUGUAGCCUGAAAAGUUAUUAUAUGAGCUGUGUAAAUGAGUUUGCUGUAUUUGUAGUUGGCCCAGUA
Messenger RNA from Tinamus guttatus (white-throated tinamou), 1189 nucleotides. The record is from RefSeq and is a predicted model, not a curated record. Lineage: Eukaryota; Metazoa; Chordata; Aves; Tinamiformes; Tinamidae.